GCGACAUUUUCAUGAACACAUGUACCAUGCGUGUAUAACACAGGGGUAAAUAAGUGAUACACAUGUAUUUAAUAAUAACUAUUUCAUUUACGAGAAGUUGAAAAACCUUGUGGAUUGUAAUGGCUGGAAACACGCUGCAGUUUAAAUCGAAUUAUGCUGUCUCCAGCAAAAUCGAGCCGUUUUACAAGGGAGGUAAAGUGCAGAUCAGUCAUGAUGAACAGUACAUCUUCUGCACGUGUGGAUCACGAGUCAACGUUUUGCAAAUCCAUACAGGGAAAGUCAUUCAUAGCAUCGAGCAGGAUGAUCAGGAGGAUAUCACAUCAUUCUCUGUCAGUCCUGAUAAUGAGAUGCUUGUCACUGCCAGCAGGGCUUUGCUACUGAAACAAUGGGAUUGGAAGCAGGAGACUUGCACUCGAUCAUGGAGGGCCAUUCAUAAUGUGCCUGUGGCCAGCAUGACCUUUGACUGCACAUCCACGCUGCUGGCUACAGGUGGUUGUGAUGGCACCAUAAAGCUCUGGGAUGUUGUGAAGCAGUACUGCACCCACAAUCUGAAAGGGUCUUCUGGAGUUGUGCAUCUGGUUGAGUUUCAUCCAGACAUCAGCAGGCUGCAGCUCUUCUCCUCUUCAGUGGAUUGUAAGAUUCGUAUCUGGGACCUGCGGACCAGCAAGUGCUUGUGUGUUCUCGAGAGCCACUUUAGUGCUGUCACGUCUCUGGCCUUCUCUCCUGAUGGCCAGACUAUGAUCAGUUCUGGACGAGACAAAAUUUGCACAGUGUGGGACUUAAAGGAGAAGAAAGUAAAGAGGACAGUGCCUGUUUAUGAGGCGGUAGAAGGUGUUGUUAUUCUCUCUGAGAAGAGCAAUUACUCUGAGAUGGGUGUGAAGAGCAAAGACUUGCACUUUGUCACAGCUGGCAGUAAAGGUGUUAUUAGAGUGUGGGAGUCCAGCACAGCACGCUGUGUCUUCACUCAGACCAUUGCAGAUGCUCCUGCUCUUAACACAGAGGAGGGCGAUUUGGACCCACGCAGCCUGGUCCUCUGCCUACCCAUGCCCCAGUCCAACAGACUCGCCACAGUCACGGCAGAGCACAAUAUCCUUAUCUAUCAGUUACCAUCUCUCACAGUACAACAGCAGUUUGUUGGCUACAAUGAUGAUAUCUUGGAUGUGAAGUUUCUGGGAAAGGACGACACCCACAUUGUUGUGGCCACUAACAGCUCUCAGCUGAAAGUCUUUGAAUUGGCCACCAAUAGCUGCCAGAUAUUGUACGGACACACAGAUACCAUCUUGUCAAUAGACGUUAUCCGCAAGGGUUUCAUGUUUGCAAGCUGUGCAAAGGAUAAAAACAUUCGGCUUUGGAGGAUGGAACCUGAGACAGGCCGUGUGCAUUGUGUGGCUCAGGGCAGUGGACACUCCAAUGCUGUUGGCUCUGUUGCCUGCUCCAGGUUAAAGAAAGUUUUCCUGGUGUCAGGCAGUCAGGACUGUACUGUUAAAGUUUGGGAUGUACCAGAGUCUCUGUCAGAUAUUGGGUGUGAGCCAGCAGUGAUGAGUGCACGGCACACAGAAAAAGCUCAUGACAAGGAUGUGAACAGCGUGGCGAUUUCUCCCAAUGACAAACUGCUGGUGUCCGGCUCUCAAGACCGCACGGCUAAGUUGUGGUCUUUAGCUGAUAUGAGUCUGUUAGGUGUUUUUAGGGGUCACAGUCGGGGUAUCUGGUGUGUUCAGUUCUCGCCUGUGGAUCAGGUCGUAGCCACGGCCUCAGCGGAUGGCUCCAUUAAACUCUGGGGUAUUCAAGACUUCAGCUGCCUCAAGACUUUUGAGGGGCAUGAUGCUUCUGUCCUGAAGAUCAUAUUCGUCAGUCGAGGAACUCAGCUAGUCUCGGGUGGUUCAGAUGGACUGGUUAAGUUGUGGACUAUAAAAACAAACGAAUGUGUGAAGACUUUUGACGCUCACCAGGAUAAGGUUUGGGCUGUACAUGGCAGCAGCAGGGAUGACCUGAUGGUGACCGGAUCCGCUGAUUCAACCGUCACGCUCUGGAAGGACGUCACUGAUGUGGAGCUUGCAGAAGAGCAGGCCAAACAAGAAGAACAAGUCCUCAAGCAACAGACAUUGGCAAAUCUACUGCACGAGAAGAAGUAUCUGAAGGCUUUGGGUAUUGCAAUUUCUCUGGAUCAGCCACAUACUGUCCUAAGAGUCAUCAAAGAAAUUCGCCAGCAGGACAAUGGCACACAACAGCUAGAAAAGACCCUCCUGAAACUGAGGCCGGAUCAGAAAGAGUCAGUGUUGCGGUACUGUGCGGUGUGGAACACUAAUUCACGGAGUUGUCUGGACGCCCAAACUGUCCUGCAGGUUCUCCUCACACACGUGAGUCCAGAGGAACUUAUGCAGUAUCAAGGGGCACGCACCCAUCUCGAGGGCCUUAUACCAUAUACAGAGAGACAUAUGCAGAGGAUUGGCCGUCUCCUGCAGGCUUCAAUGUUUUUGGAUUACAUGUGGCAGAAAAUGCGCAUAACAGGAGGUAUAGAAAGCUUGAGCUUGCACAAUGACGAGAUGGAUACCGGUGCCCAGGACUUCUUUACUAUAGACAAGCAACCGACAAAGACGGGUGUCAGUCAGGCAUCUGAACAACAAGCAGAAGAAUCUGAGGAGGAAGAUGAAGAAAGUUCAGAGAAUAGUGUGGAGCUUAUCGAUGAAGAUGAAAGUAUCAGUGCAUCUAAAAGUGCCAGUGUCAAUGGAAAGAAAAGAGGUCAGGAUGAAGGUCAGGAGUCGAGUGAGGACAGUGAAGAUGAUGAUGAUGAUGUCAUGGAAAUUUCUACCAAGUCUUUUCCAGAAUCUUCAGGCUCCACCCCCUGCUUAAAAGCAUCUGUAAGGUGAUUGAGUUGUCAAUCAUGAUUUCUUAUUUCAGUAUUGUAUAUUGAAUUGAUGGACCAUCUCUGAUCUGAGGAGAUUUAGGGAAGCAGGUUUCUGAUGUUUCUCCAUCCGAUGCAGCUGCAAAACACCAGCCUGUUUUAUUGAUAACACCCCUCGCAAAACUAUAAAAAUAUGUUCUUGUAGUUUUAUUAUUGUUUCUCCAUAACGUUUAUAUCUCUUGGAAAUGAAUAAUAAAUUUUAUCACUUCA
Paramisgurnus dabryanus is the source of this 3112-nucleotide messenger RNA. RefSeq names its product transducin beta like 3 (gene tbl3). Gene Ontology annotation, molecular function: U3 snoRNA binding; protein binding. Gene Ontology annotation, cellular component: nucleolus; small-subunit processome; 90S preribosome. Gene Ontology annotation, biological process: endonucleolytic cleavage in 5'-ETS of tricistronic rRNA transcript (SSU-rRNA, 5.8S rRNA, LSU-rRNA); endonucleolytic cleavage to generate mature 5'-end of SSU-rRNA from (SSU-rRNA, 5.8S rRNA, LSU-rRNA). The record is from RefSeq and is a predicted model, not a curated record. Lineage: Eukaryota; Metazoa; Chordata; Actinopteri; Cypriniformes; Cobitidae.